This is a messenger RNA of Pelobates cultripes (western spadefoot toad), 7824 nucleotides long. The record is from the annotation of a GenBank genome assembly. Lineage: Eukaryota; Metazoa; Chordata; Amphibia; Anura; Pelobatidae.
AAUAGACCCAUCAGCCAACUGUGUCCUCGUGUUACUGAUAUUAUUUUCUUUCAGUCUCCAGCUCCCCAUUGGGUGGCCGCACAGCCAGGGAGCACCUGAUUUGCAGACUACGAGAGCUGUCAGGCUCAGCAGACGCAUGGAGUAAAUAGAAUAUGCAUUCCCGACUAAAUAUAACUCUUGAGAUGUGUGCUGGGAGCAGCCUGGUGUCUCUGAUUCAAUGCUCUCAUUGUAGACACCAGGAAGAUUAGAACAGGGAUAUAUGAACUAUUUUUCCUCUUCUACAAAAGAACACCCCAAAAAACUCUGCAAGAAACCCGUACUCUGCAUUUUUGAGGGGUGGGUUCAACGAAAAUGCCAGCACAACAGCGUCGGGUCAGACCGCGGGACAGGAAUAAUGUUCUUGCUAGACCAGAAUUCAUGUCUCUCGGUCAGUCGUUGCCAAUGCUUCAGGAGAACCGAGGACCCAACAGAAAACAAAGUGGGCAAACUGGCAACUCUACUGAGGGGGCGAAGGAACGCCGGCAAAGCCAGCAGCUCCCGGAAGAGGACUGCAUGCAGUUGAACCCGUCUUUCAAAGGCAUAGCCUGGAACUCUCUCAUGGCUAUCGAUAUCGCCAUGUCCAAAAGGUUGGGUGUCUGUGCAAACAGUGGAUCUUCUUGGGGAAGUGCUCGUUCCAUGGUCAAGCUAAUUGGAAUAACCAGCCAUGGCUUCCCUUGGAUUGGGGGUACUAUUGUUUGUUUGUGGAAGAGUAACACAUUGGCGGGGCAAGAGGUCCUGACAAACCUGCUACUAGGUGAGUUUUGGUAUUGGUUUCCUUUGAUAUGCUCAGAUCACCUGAGUCAUUUAAAAUGGUCGAGUGUUAGCAAAAUCAAGCAUAGAUCACUGGAAGGAACUAGCCAGUUAGUCAAAGGGGAAACUGGAGUAAGCAUUUCUACACUGGCCCUGUUUGAUAUCGCCAACAUUUCUUCACUUCUUGUAAAAUUAACCCUUAUAGAUAUUUGUAACAGUAAGAUUGAUUAACUGUCUUCUUACAGAUCACUAGUAGACUGAGGAAAUAGAAUGUUGCAAGGUGACAUAAGUCCUUUUUUUCACUAAUCGGUUGCUAAGUUGCUAAAUUUUGGUGAAACUAAAAAAAAUUUACGUCAGCUUUAAAUCACGGUAGUCAUCUUUCUACAACUUGCUCCUUAGUGAACUAACAGGUUUUACAAUGUGCAUUUUUUGCCUAGUGUCAAGUCUAGAGGAUACUUUAGUUGUAUAUUUGUGUUAAACACUUAAAAUGAAAUAAUCCUUACUUAAUCCAUACUAAAGAUUUUACACUUCCUGUGUUUAACAGUGGCAGAAUUGGGUGUUUUUUAAAAAAAAAAGCAAUAAUUGCCGUAAAAUGAUAGCUGACUAGCAAAGUUCAUACCAAAGCAGCUUAGGUAAAACACAAUCUCCAGUUGCCAUUAAAAGAAUUCAUUGUUUCAGAGUUUGGUUGCAAUACACCAACAUUAGCUGUUUUUUAAUGUUCCAUUAAAUAAUUAUUAACAUCUAUUUAUAGGUAAGCAGCAUGUUUAUAAUAUCCAUUUUUUUACAAGAAUUAAAGGUGUUUGAAGACCCCAGAAGGCUGCCAUGUUUAGGCAUCCUUAAAUUGAAAGAUUCAGAGUACCUGAUACGACACUGGGGGCCAUAUAGCUCAUUAAUUAAAUUAAAAAACAGCCUAACUGCUUACUUGGUAGUAUCACAUGCCCUAUAGCUUUUUUGUGGAUUAUAUUAUUAUAACUUUGGUGUUUUGGUUUCAAAGCUAACAGUGGCACAGGAAGUGACAUCAUGCAGUGAUGUCACUUCCGAUGCGACAAUAUUUCUAUCCAGUCUCCCAUAGUUAUUAAUGUAACCCCAUUCUCCAUAUGUCUGAUAUGUGACUGGCUGAAAAACACAGGAAACAGUCUACAACAGUUGAGUUGGUAGAGGCAAGCCAUCAAUGGUCAAUAGGACCCCCUACCUUGUUAUAUAGUUACAUAGCUGAAAAGAGACCAUCAAGUUCAGCCUUGUUGAUAAGUUAUAGGUUUUUGAAUGUCUUUGGGAAACUCUAGGCAACAUAACAACUACAACAAGUUACUGUGGUCCCUUAAACAUCAUAUCGGGGAGCCCCCCCCUCUCUCUCUCUCUUUGUUUGACACUGGUAAACUGAGUGGCCUCUAUCCAUUUCAGGAAUACUCUAUGGGCAAGUCAAGUCUCUCUCCCACUAGGUCAAAGGUAGGCAACCUUCGACACUACAGAUGUUGUGUACUAUAUCGCCCAUAAUGCAUUUACUAUCAUAAUGGUGGCAAAGCAUCAGGGGAGAUGUAGUCCACAACAGCUGGAGUACCUAAGGUUGCCUACCCCUUAUUUACGUAACCAUUAAAAUAACAGUAUGCUAUAAUUUAAACUCAGAUUAUAUAAAAUAAAACAUUCAGAUAAAAAAUUUGAAACGUGACUAUUUUUUUUUACUUUUCACAUAUAGGAAACAUAUAUUUUACACAGAAUUCCGAGGCGCUUGUUACUUUAACCUCUGAGAAUGUUCUGAUUGGCUGAGAACUUGAGCAGCCAAUCAGAAAACCAUAUGUGAUUUUUAGCUAGGUCUGCCCUUUUUACUUUGUAUGCGUUACUUCCUGCUACCUUUCAUUAAUUUGCUUAUAUGUUUGCAUCAGUAAAACACUUUACAGGCAAAUUAAAGCGGAUUUAAACAUGCCUCAGUAUAUCAUUUUACACCAAAGCAAAUUAUAUUCAGGGAUUAAUGACACUUUAAAUUCCCAUUUUUUAAAAUCUGAACCUGUAAUCACAACAUAAAGUAUACUCACCCAGGACUCAGGUGUUUCCCCGGCGUGUUCUGUGUCCCUGGUUAUUUGGGUCACAACAGAUCAGGGGAUGGAUUAGGUGAUCCCUGACUGACGGCACCAUUCGGAGCUAUUUUUGGGGGUUGAACGACUAAUUUGCUGACACCCAGAAAUGUUCCCUUAGCUGAAUCACAACAGAUAAGCUCAGUAGAAGUGCCAGCACAAGGGUUAGAACAGUGUGUGUACCCAGCAGUAAAAAAAAACAACCUUCAUGGGAUAUGAUAUUCACAACAGACUCACUUACCCAUAUCAAUUUACUAUAAAUAUAUUCUAUAAACCAUUGUCUUUCAAAUAUCACUGCAGAUCAAAUAUUCUCAUUAAGAAUAAAAUCACAAAUCCAUUAUACAUUAAAUUCCGAUUUCCAUUUCUCAUCUUCAAGGUGCUAUACUGGCGUUUGUUAUACAUUCCCAGGCUCCGAUCCUAACACUGAUGUCUGGCAGGCUUCAGUGAAAUUGCUUUAAUUAAAGAAAAACACACUCUGCUCUUCUAUAUGGUUGUGCAUUGGGUGUCUCUCAUACAUUUAUAAAUAAUAAUGAUAAAGCUGUGAUCAUGUUUGAAAAAACACAUUUUAUUCCAAUUUCAAAAGUAUUGACCUACAGGAAGACAAGACUACCAUAGAGUUCUUACAUGAUUAAAGAGACUACCAUAGAGUUUCCUUAUUGGGUGGGCGUUGUUACCAGGUAACCAUAGGUAGUUAUUUCCCCCCCAAAAAAAUAUAUUUUUAUUUCCAAUCCGUAAAACAGAAAACACUGUACUUCACAAAACUUUGUGUGUAGAGUAUAUUUAGUAGAAUAAACAUGACAAUCUUGUCAUGAAUACAUGCAUGUCUUUAAAACUUUAUUUUCUACAUCUUUCCUUGAAAGCUUUGUUCCUGGACAUCCUGACAGUAGCUGGACUGCAGAAGCUGGUGAAGCGUCGUGGUCCAUACGAUAUGACCCCUGGGGUUCUGGACUAUCUGCUCCUCGAUGUCUAUGCUUUCCCUGCUGGACAUGCAAGUCGAGCCACAAUGGUAUCGAAGUUCUUCCUCAACCACUUGGUGCUUGCCAUUCCCAUACGCAUUUUGUUAGUUAUAUGGGCCUUCAUGGCCGGAUUAUCCCGUAUAAUGAUUGGCCGGCAUCACAUCAGUGAUGUUUUAGGAGGAUUUGUCAUUGGGUAUUUGCAGUUUAACUUGGUGGAGUUUAUUUGGCUUUCAUCGAACACUUGCCAGAUGAUAACCUCUCUAUGGUAACUCAGUAAAUGUAAGACAAGUGAAACUUAUCUAAAGAAUAAAUGCCAACUCAAUUUGUUUUUAAGCACACAACAAACCUUUCAGAAGCACUGAAUGAACCUUUUUUGGAUUCAUAGCAUAUUAGAAGAACUCAUAUUGAUAACUACUGGAUUGUCACAUUAAUGCAAAUUUGUCUGUAACAUUUGUAUUCACUAAGCUUUGGGAAGUACAACUUCAUGCAAACAAAUCAUAUCUUCUUAAGUAAAAAUCUCCACUCUGGUUCCAUUGAAGACUUAAGAUGCUGCAUUGAAAUUCGAAUAUCUUUUGAUUACUUUCAAUGUUUCAACAUGAAUGUUCAAUACACAAUGCAGUCAUUUAUAUUACACAAUCAAUACAAUGCUCUGUAUCAUCCACAAUAAUGAAGUUUCAUGCAUGCACGGCAUUAUCCAUCACAACAGUGACACAGAACAUGUUCACAUCAAUGCCAUAAUAAUCCAAGGAAUUCGUCUCAUAAUCAGAGGUGUUGUUAGGGGAUGACUUAAGGAGAUUCCUUUGGGUGGCAGAAAAUAAGGGGGAUUAGAGAGACAAGUAUUGAGAGAGACAGAACGGAGAUUAGGGAGAUCGGGUGAAGAUCAUGACUGGCUACGGGAGAUGGAAACGUACACACAAGAAAUCAGGAAAUACAGGGAAAAGAGGGCCACAAUGUUUGUAAUGGAAGAUAAGGGCUAGAGAAAAAUACAAUGGGUUAAAAUAGUGGAAAACAGAUAGGAUUAGGGGUGGUGGUGUACGGGAAAGGUGGUAUUGGGCCUUGGGUGCUGCCUUGAAAGAUUGGGAUCAUCGUGUUUAGCUUUGGGCUAAAAGCCUCAAAUGGAUUUGGAAUAUUGUAACUCCAAUGGUCAUAUCUGAGACUCUUAAUUGUGAUCAAUGUUCUAUGGAUUAUGCUUAUUUGCUUUUUGUAGCACUUGGUUUAUUUCUAGUGUGCCACAUCUAAAGUGGAGAUAAGAAAGCCAUAUACGAGUGGUAUCCCUAAUAAGAGUGGUAAACCAAAAAGCAAAUACCGGUAAGCAUAAUCCAUAAAUGUGAGUCUAGAAAAUCCAGAUCUGCAUGCAAAGCCCCUUCAAACUAAGAAUAAUUUCAUAGUAACAUAGAAUGUGACGGCAGAUAAGAACCAUUCGGCCCAUCUAGUCUGCCCAGUUUUCUAAAUACUCUCAUUAGUGCCUGACCUUAUAUUAUAGUUAUGAUAGCCUUAUGCCUAUCCCACGCGUGCUUAAACCCCUUUACUGUGUUAACCUCUACCACUUCAGCUGGAAGGCUAUUCCAUGCAUCCACUACCCUCUCAGUAAAAUAAUACUUCCUGAUAUUAUUUUUAAACCUUUGUCCCUCUAAUUUAAGACUAUGUCCUCUUGUUGCGGUAGUUUUUCUUCUUUUAAGUAUAGUCUCCUCCUUUACUGUGUUGAUUCCCUUUAUGUAUUUAAUUAUGGUCCGUGUUUGAUGAUCACAAUGAAACCAAAUAUGUAAUUAAUUACUUACCCUUACAGUGAAAAAGAUUCUAAUUGUAUGACUAGUGUCUGAGCUACCAAGGUGAGUUUAAAAUCAAAAGAAAAUAUUUCACAGCUCACCCAUCUGCCCCUUUAAUACUUUCCUUGACUGCCACCAGAUUUUGAAAUGGUCAAGACAACAUAAAAUACUGCAAGGAUGACUAUCCGAUGAUGGCAAGCAGAAGUUAUUUUAGUGAUCAAUGUCAAAAGGUUACCACGAUGCCUAUGUAUUGUAGUUUUUUUUUUUUCAAAAGUACAUUAUUUAUGCAGAGGCACAUGAAAUUGUUGCUUCAUGCAGGUGCCGAUGUUGUCAUAGUUGUCAUGUCAAUGUUCACCAGUUCAAAACAACAUUGUAUGGACUGCCUGUGAAAAUAUGAUGUUUACAAAUCCCCUACAUUUAACAAAUGUGUGCUUGUGAACUCUGAAAAAUAAAUUAAAAUGAAAUGUAGAGCUCUACACCACAUUUAGCUCUAUGCUUGAACUCAGUGUCUCCAUCCAGCAAGGAAAUCUCCUUAACUAUUUUUGGAGAGAUUUGAUUUUUGGAGAGAAUCCAGAGGAGCAGGAAAGAAAAGCAUAUUCUACUUGUUAUAAAAUUAGAAACAUAAAUAUUAAAUAUGAUAAUAAUAUCCUGCCCUUUAGUACAAAGAAAUAAUUUAUACUUUCUCAUGGGGUGGUGGGACAGGAGUCUCAGAUUGUGAUUGUACCACCAGAUCCAGAUCCUUUGGGAAGAUUGAGAUAGAAAAGCUUCACGAUCUUAGGUAUAGCUGAUCCUACACGUUUCACAUUUCAUUAGGCACCUUCUCAAAAAUACUAAUCAGCAAUGUACGAGAUGCGUAAGAUGAGUUCUGACUUAUAUCAUGCUACUUUUCUGUGUGACUCCCCAAAGGUUAACCGUGUUAUGUAUAUACAUGUACUUUUUGGUUGCAUUUGUGCACUGUUUCAUGUAUUAUUUUGCUAAUUUUAUAAAUAAUAAAAUGUCACAGAUGUGCAUAGUAAUUGCCCAAGAUGUGCCCAUGGAACAUCCUUAUGAAGUGCCAAAUUGUUGUCCUUCUCUCCCAAACAUAUGAGAUGGUCUGGGUUGAAUUGUUAUCUGGCGGGCCAAAUUGCCCUCCUUGUCUCCCACUAAGGUAUCAAAUAUUUGAUUUAGUGUGGAUUAGAUCAUUAUCUGGUUAAAGAUCAUGGAAAUCGGAUGCAUCUUGGCACAAGAAUGUUUAUCACUACAAUAAAAAAGUUAUAUUUUGUUUCUAAAUUUUCUAUAUUUUAAUAAUAUUAUAGUUUUUAAUUUAAAUAAAAUUCCAGCUAAGUUUAAUUUUUUUGAAUAAUAAUACCUAGCAUUCCGAGGCGCUUGUUACUUUAACCUCUGAGAAUGUUCUGAUUGGCUGAGAACUUGAGCAGCCAAUCAGAAAACCAUAUGUGAUUUUUAGCUAGGUCUGCCUUUUUUUGUUUACUGGGAUUUUUAAAACAGAAUUUAAAAAUUCCUGUGGGGUGUGCACUUGUAAAUAAAAUAAACUUCAAAUAAACUUGUAAAUAAGUCAUUUAUGCCCAAAUUUUUAAUCAGAACGGUAUGAACUUGAUCCAGCCCCGAAGGUCGUUGCUUUAACCUUUUUUUUAAUUCAAAUUAAGCAUAACUAGUUUUGAGAAGAUUACAUUAAAACAGCAAAUCAGGAUUAUAAUCUGUGGCAUAUGGAACACUACUGGGCAAUUUAAUUAUUUAUUUCCCACAAGCUGUUGCAUUUAUUUUGAAUGCAUAAUAUGACGUGAAGGCUAGGGAAUUUAUUUGCUAAACAGUCCGUUUUGGUGACCUACCAACUGAUGUGCAAAAUUUAGGCCAAAGUUCAGGAAAACACAUUGCGGGUAGAUUUUAAAAUUAUAUGUCAAAAAAAUAAGUAACCAUUUUUUGUUUGUUUUAUUUAAAAAAAAGACUUAUGAAGAAUCGACCACCAAACGUGCAAAAUUCAGGCCCAAAUUGUAUUUGGAAAAAAAUCUUCAACUCUAUAUUGUCAGUUUGGUUAAUUUUUUUUCCAAUCUUUUUUUUCUUUUACUUGCCCAUUUGAGAAGCUCUGUGGCGCAAAAAUAUGGUUUUCGGAAGGGAAUGUUCCUUCUUAGGGCUCAAUUUAGUCACCAAACAAUUAAAAAGCUUAUGGAUGCAUCUCUCUAAACUAAAGCGACCAAAAGAAAGACAUCUUGUUGCACAUCUGGAGUUAUAAAAAUAACUGGAAUGGAA